Molecule: messenger RNA, 4832 nt
Organism: Physcomitrium patens
Lineage: Eukaryota; Viridiplantae; Streptophyta; Bryopsida; Funariales; Funariaceae
Source: RefSeq, a predicted model, not a curated record
AGCUGCUGGUUGGUUGGGGCACUGACUGGGUCAGGAAGAGGAGGAGGACAUGACAGGAGAGAGAGAGUGAGGGAGAGAGGGUUCAUUCAGCCUUGAAAGUAAGUAAGUGAGUCCAUCAGGCGAGGAUUCUGUGGCACUGCGAGUCAAAGCCCACUUCACGAAUGUGCUCCCCCCCCUACCCCCCCCCACUUUGCUCACGCUCUUUGCACACACACCCCUGCUGCAACAUCAUCAUCAUCUCUCCCUUCUCCUCUUGUCUCUCCCUUUCCCUCUGUCCUGCUCCAGCUCUCUGUUCCAAUUCCUUCCCUCCUCUCGCUGCCGUGGCCACCGUUCCACUGCUUUUUGCACUUCUUCCUCAUCUUCUUCUUCGUCUACUGGAGAAUGUCAUCAACAGUAGCGUUGCUGUGAUGCGAAAAGACGAGCACUGAGUGGGAUAAAGGAGUCCAACUUUUGGAAUUACAUCAGGUCGUUAGUCUCUCCAGUGCGCGGAGCCUUGAUCCUGAUCCACAUGGGGAGCAUGGGUUGGCUGCCGUGACGGUUGACGACGUAGUUCCUUGACGCUCUGCAGUGGAGUGGAUCGUUCCACAAUUUACUUGCUCGCCCGGCAUGGCCUGACAUAAUGUCAUGUCCAGUGGAGAUUAUUCUGUGGUCCUUUUCGAAGUGGUGGCAUUCGAGGGGAAGCUGUGGCAAUACGAUUUCGUGACCACGGACAAGCAUAAGAACUAAGAAAGGGGGAAAAUUAAAAAGUUGCGGUGAAAGGGGCUGGAUUGAAUCCUGUUCUUGGAUCGAAAAAACCAAAGCGGUGUUAAUACGUCCCGGAAACUGAAAAUGAUGGAACCUCCAGAGCCUUACGACCACUCCAGAGCAGGAGACAUUCUAGCCUUCUGUGGAAAUAGUUCAAGGCCGAGGAAUUGUGCUACCUUCAAGUUAGACAGAUUACACAACUCGGUGCUGUGCACGCUCGUUCCUGGCCAAAUAAGCAUGUCCAUAUGCACUCUUAAGAAAUGGCUUAUGCUUCUUUGUCUCCUCCUUGGAUCGACGUGGCCUCACAUGUCAACAGCUCUUAAGGUAAUCGAUACAUCCUGGGCAGGUGCCGGUAGGAGUUGCAACAUGCGUUUCUGACAGCCGACGUCUCCGACGAGGUGAUUAUAGCAUUCCGAUUCAAGCUUUGUGGUCUUAUUUAACUACGUUGCCAGACAAAUUGAAAGUUUUGGUUACAUCAACGCCCAGACUGGGAUGACUGAUUCAUGAACUCACGUCGCUCAGAAUUGCAGGCGUUAAACAUUUCGCUUGGGUUGAAUCAGGAGGAGUCCAUUCUUCUUUCGUGGCGAAACAGCAGCAGCGCAAAUCUGAGAGCACUGUGGCAAGAGAAUCGAACGUCGGGUCCGUGUAGCUGGCACGGUGUGACCUGCGGGGAGUCAUAAGGGUAGAAUCGAGUCACGGGCAUUAACGUCGCCUCUUUGAAUCUGGCGGGAGCUAUCCCUGCAGGGAUCUGUAACCUGACGGCGCUCAAUUCGCUCUCGUUCGCAUCCAACAACCUCACUGAAAAGAUACCGCCCGAAAUCGGCAGUUGCGCUAAUCUGCGGGAGCUCAACUUCACUGAAAAUGUUAUCACGGGACACAUUCCAGUGGAGAUCGGACGACUCACGUAGCUGCAGCGCUUGGAUCUCUCCCGGAACAGCAUCAAUGGCACCAUCCCACCAGGGCUGUUCGCUAAUUGUGACAACCUCAUCGCCUUCAACGUCUCUUCGAACAAACUCAACGAAACGCUUCCAGAGGAGAUAGGAGCUUGCACAGGCUUGCGAAUAUUGGACGUAGGCUUCAAUGAGCUCGCGGGCGAGAUCCCUUCCUCAUUAGGCCAGCUAUCCCAUCUCGAGGAGCUCAUAAUGGCGGUCAACGAUGCCUUUAAUGGGACAAAUCCUGACACGAUUCUCUCGAACUGUCAAUACCUGAGAAAGCUGGAUAUAGCGUGGAACCAGUUCUCAGGACUACUUCCUCCGAAGCUCGGCAAUUGCACCCACUUGGAGAUGUUGGUCAUGCAGGGGAAUCUUUUCAGUGGAUCGAUUCCAGGAGAAUUAGGAAAACUCAAAAAGCUGAAAGUACUCAGAGUAGGAGAGUUGCCGCAAAACAUCAGCCAGUGCAGCUCCUUGGAGAUUCUGGACAUCGGCGACAACUUUACGGGUGCGAUCCCGCCGUGGUUAGGUCAUCUUGCCAACCUCCAGUCUGUAACAUUUCAAAUCAACAAAUUCCCCGGCACAAUUCCCGCGGAGGUGACGACUCUGCCGAUGCUGCGGUACAUUGAUUUCAGCAACAAUUCCAUCCAAGGUAGUGUGUUGAAGGAGUUUGCCCGCGUGUCUAGCUUGCGGCUCCUGCGCCUCUCGAACAACAAUAUGACGGGAAGUAUUCCGGAAGUACUUGGAUACAUGUACAAGCUGCAGGGCCUGGAUAUAUCAUCGAAUUUCCUCAAUGGGUCCAUCCCGAAGAGCUUCGGCAACCUACAGGACCUCCUGUGGUUGCAUCUGGGGUACAACAAGUUGACUGGAAUACUCCCGCAAGAGCUUACCAACUGCUCAAGCUUGACGUGGCUCAACUUGGCGCACAAUCAGAUGCGAGGGCAAAUUCCUUACAGUUUUAGCAACUUAGGAUGGGACUCAGAGCGGGUGUUUCGCCAAAACCAGAAGAAUCCUUGGAUUGCAGACGGAGUGGGAGGGUGCUCUAUGCUGGCGACAUGGGCGCCAACGCAAUCCAAGCACUUCAAAACGUUGCUUGACGUCAAGGACUUACAGAAGUGCCACGUUUGGUUGCCGCUUCUCGUCAGCGGCGGCUUGCAGCUCCGCAGUAACAAGUCCACGGGCGAGAACAAGGUGCUCAGCUACUGGCAGCUGAAGAGUAACAAUCUCAUCGGCGUAAUCCCGGACCUCAAAAACGCUUUAUCUCUAGGGUUUCUUAUCCUCUCCAAGAAUGGCCUGAAGGGACCGAUUCCCUUAGAAAUCGGCAACCUCCCGCUCUACUACCUCGAUGUGUCAACGAAUAACUUGAAUGGGACCAUUCCGAACACGUUAGGCAACGCAUCGUUGCAGGUUACUUUACACGUGGCCUACACUGUUCUCUCCGGCACGCUGCCAGCGGAGCUCGGUAAUCUGAACGCCCUAACGGUGUUGAACGACUCCUACAACCCGAAAUUGAGCGGGAUAAUUCCGAGCAAGGGCCAGUUCACAACCUUCGAGUUGGAUUUCUACAUUGGCGACUACAAUCUCUGCUUGAACGACACCGAUCCCAUGUACACCAAAGCUUUGAUCAAUUUGAGCACCUCGUCCACAAAUGUACCGAAAUUGUGCAGUCAAGUGUCCAAUGUAGUUUCAACUAAAACAAAAAAGCGUUCCAGGAGGAAGAAGAAAAUCAUCAAGGUGCUUGAAACCACCCUCAUGAGCAGUUUGAGCACAUUGUCAGCUCUUCUUUUUUUGAACUCUGUUUACUGCAUGGUGCCGAAAUGGCGGAAGAGGAAGGCUAUGGCGAAGAAGGGCCUAAAUCUCUGGGACAAAAGCUCAGAGAAAUCGCACUGGUCUUCAACAGAAGUGGAUGGCAGCUUGCAAUCCUCAGUUGCGUCAUUCUCGCCCUUCUCCAACCUGAAAUCUUUGACAUAUUCACACCUGGUGCAAGCCACGAAGAAUUUCAGUCAAGACAACAUUAUUGGGGACGGGGGAUGUGGAAUUGUAUACAAGGCGAAGUUGGGAGACAGCACUACCGUGGCGAUCAAGAAGAUGAAGCAAAACGGCCCGCAAGGUCCUCGCGAAUUUCGAGCCGAGAUGGACACUCUCGGCAUAAUACGACAUGAAAAUCUCGUCUCUUUACUUGGGUACUGCUGCAACAACGAGGAGAUGUUGCUAUUUUGCGAGUAUCUAGUGAAGGGGAGUUUGGACGACUGGCUGUACGAGAGUGACGCGAAAGCUGCACAGCUCGACUGGCCGCUACGUUUCCGCAUCUCGCUCGAAACGGCAAGAGGGCUCGCGUUUCUUCACCGCGAGUGUGUACGCCACGUAAAUCAUAGGGGCAUGAAGUCCAGCAACAUCCUUCUCAAUGAGAAUUUUAAGGCGGUCCUGACUGAUUUCGGCAUGGCCCGCACCAUGGGCAUCGACUGGACUCAUGUGAGCACCACAGUGGUCGGCACGCCCGGGUACAUUCCGCCCGAGUGCUCCCAGACAUGGCGCGCCAUUACCAUGGGUGAUGUGUACAGCCUCGGCGUCGUCAUGCUGGAGCUUGUCCGGGAAGCGACCUACAGGGCCUCAUUUCAACGGGCGGUGCGGCACGAAUCUUGUCGAAAAGGCGAGGAUUCUCGUCUCCCGCGGAAGGCCUGAGGAUAUCUGCGAUGCAAAUGUACUUAAAUCAAUUGCACCCCAGGAAAUCUCACAGUUUCUGGAUAUUGUCAUUCAAUGUACCGACAUCACUUCAACGUCUAGACCCAGGAUGUCGGAGGUUGUGCAGAUGCUUGGAACAAUUUGUAGAGAUCAAGCAUCCCAAUCCUCACAACACGGUAUCUUGAUGGAGUUACCGCCCUAGUGACAAUCAUUUGGUGGGUGGGCGCUGAUUGAGGAAAGCGUGUUUCUCGGAACGGUUCCACGGAAUGUGGAUUGAAUUGGAUCACAUCCCAUAAGAUUAGAGGGUCUGUUUCAUUGUGAUCCUGCGACAAGCUUCAAGUUCAGCAUUCAAAUUUUUUGUAGAACUAGGGCGGUAACUCACCACAAGUUUGUAGAACGAUUUUCGUACUAACUGCAUCGCAAAUGUGGUUCAAUUGUAUAUGACGUAUAAUGUUCAUAAUGUCUGAUUCGGAACUA